AUGUCCGACUUCUCACGAUUGCCCGCCCGAGGCAGCUCCUCGCCAGCACCUCCGCCUCCCCCACCACCAGCUCCCGUGCAACAAAGUCACAAAUAUUCCAACCGCGCGGCCAGUGCUCUGGCAAGAUUCGCCCAGCCCUUCUUCUCAGGGUCUCGACCUCCUAGCCCGCACACGGCGGGAAGUCGUGCAGAUUUGUCUGCUGGUCCCCGUUCAACAAGGUCCAAGUCAUUACCUGGAGCAUCCCAAACUGUUACGCAUAAGACUGGUAUUCCUAUUGCCGCUCUAGAUAUCUCCCCGCAGCGGACACAUGCAGUCAUUGGCGGAAAGGAGAUUCUGAAGACCAUUCGCGUUUCGCCUGAUCAUUCUUCCGAGGAAUUCAAUCUUCGCAAUGCUAUCAUCAGUUAUUCAUCCACCCACCAUGGUGGCAGUGGACUCUCCGCCCGGCAUAAAGACCAGCUGACUGUGAGAGAUGUCAAGUGGUCACAUGGUGAAUAUGACCAGAUUAUUGCCACGGCGGUGGCCAAUGGCCGCAUCGUGGUGUAUGAUCUGCGCCGAACUGGCUUGGAAUGCUGCCGAUUCCAGGGCCACAGCCGCCAGGUCCAUCGGUUAGCCUUCAACCCGCACCAUGCGUCAUGGCUUCUAUCGGGGAGUCAGGAUUCUUCCAUCCGAAUGUGGGACUUGCGGACAGCUUCUGCGGAACGUGGCGUCUUGGUGUGUGGGAGCCUGGAUCUGUUCCACGGUAACAGUGAUGCCGUCCGGGAUAUCAGGUGGUCGCCAACCGACGGGGUCAUGUUCGCAACUGCAACAGACAGCGGUGCGAUACAACUGUGGGACUGCCGCAAGUCAAGUGCUCCGUUGAUGCGGAUUACUGCCCAUGACCGCCCGUGCUUCUCGGUAGACUGGCAUCCUGAUGGGAAGCACAUCGUCAGCGGUGGUACAGAUAGACAAGUGAAAGUCUGGGAUUUUUCUUCUUCUGCUGAACGCCGACAGAAGCCAACCUUCCAAUUUCGGACCCCUCAGGCAGUUCUCAACGUCCGAUGGCGUCCUCCGUCGUGGGCUAGGGAACCGGAGGGCUCUGGUGAUUGGCAGUCAUCCCAAGUAGUGACAUCUUACGACAAGGAAGAUCCGCGAGUUCAUCUUUGGGAUCUUCGCAGGCCACACAUACCGUUCCGCGAAUUCGAUCGGUAUGAUGCUCACGCUACUGACUUGCUCUGGCAUUCCAAGGACCUGUUAUGGACAGUAGGUGAAGCUGGGGCCUUCACUCAAACUGAUAUCCGAUACGCUCCUCAGGUUAUCAACCAACGCCCGACCUGCUCGGUGGCUUGGAGUCCGAGCGGCGAAGUCCUAGCCUUCGCCCAGAAACGUCCCCAACGUAGUACUCUUGGUCUCAGCACCACUGAGUUCGUGGGCCCUCAACAUGAAGAGAACAACAGUGGUGAGGUUUUGAGUCAAAGCCCUGCAGAAGAUGUUCUCGAUGAGACUUCAUUUGCUUCUAUCCGCCAUCGGCAUAGCAAGUCGAGUAGUGUUCGGCCGUCUAAAUCCUUAGGCAGUACCCCGCCUGGUGUGGGGGAUCUCAUUCCUAUUCUCCCAUUAGAGAAGGUUUUGUCGAAGAUGAAACCUCCCGAGGCACGCCAGAUUGGAGCAGUUGGAGGCAUUCCGGGCGCUACAAUGGAUCGAGAUACCUUUCAAUACUUGGCAUCCAAUUACUCUUCUCUGCUCGAUGGUGCUGAUGCUGUUCGCAUGGAUAAGUUUUCAUCCAUGCUCGAAUCACUAGACCACAAUGCACAGUGCUCGGAGGACGUUUCUCUUCUCAAACUAGCGCAAACUUGGCGCAUUAUCAAAUUUGCUGUCGUCCAAGAGCUCGAGACCAGAGCUAGAGAGCAGCGUCGCAACUUAGACAAAGGGCCUCGCACCAUGAAGAAAAAAUCAUCCAAGGAGGGUCCUGUUUCUGAGAAACCACGGGUGGUCGAAGAUGGGAGACAGGACAAAUUGAAAACCAGGAUGUUCAAGGGGGUUGUGGAAAACGAAACAUUGAAGCUUCCACUAACAGACUCUGAAAGCGCGUCAAAUAUGACGACGCCUCUCGCGCAGCCAUUGCCUGACUCCCCUCUUGGGUCUUUGGACAGCUCGACUUCGCACAUGACAUCUUUGAAUGACAACACGGAAAUGAAGCCUCUUCCACCGUCGGUUCUCAGCUCUAAUCAGGGCACCAUGACGUCGAAUGAUUGGUCAUCGAUGUCAGAUAUUGAUCCACAGCCAGUCCAUCAAUUACAGCAUCGUCAAUCUGAUGCAAGUGAAGAUGCCCCUAUCCCACCUGACAGUCUGCCCUCCGAGCCAGGACCUGCUCCGGUGCUUCAAGAUAACGGGGAAGACCAAAGAUCUGCCCCUCGAGCCAUCUCUGGCAGAACAGAUUGGCAUUUGGGCGCUUCAAAGGGGACUUCUGAGGUAGACGAAUACGACCAGAAACUGGAGGACAAGAAAGCAGCUAUUCGCGACUAUAGGACCUUUCCCAAGAAGGUUCUCUCAUUAGAAUCUCCUAUGGUGCCUAUUAAACCGCCUGGUUUCCACCGGCAUGAGUCCUCGGAGAGCUUCCCCAUGUUCUCAGCCUCAACAGAGAGCUCCCAUCCGUCCAAAUCAAUGGCCACAUCGUUAUCUUCAGCAGCGAAGCUGUAUGAGGCUCGCGAGGACGGAGAUGUUGACCAGGAAGCGGCUACUGCAGAGCCUGGUAACAGCUAUACUGAAGUCAAGGCGUCAGUCCCAAGGGCUAUUCCUGUAAUUGACAAAGCUACUCAGGGUUGUGAGACAUUAGAAAGUAUUCCUGAUUCAGAGCAUAUACACCUCGAGCGACCGUCUAGUCCCCCUACUCUUCUGAAAGAGAGUCGGCCUCUGAAUGCUCCAGGUCAAGAAGAUGAAGAUCCAGUGCAGAACGACUUGACAGCCAGUGGAGGAACUAGUGAGUUGAUUGGUGUGACUGUCCCCGUCAGCCCUGACGUGACAACGAACAAGCCCUGGAGCGUUGAAAUGCUUUUCAAAGAAGCAAUUCGACACUACCAUAGUGGGAACCACGUGGACAUCCAGUCUGCUGCACACUUACUGCAGAAGCUACGAAUUCUUUUCAAGGACUGCGAGAAGAUUCUUCCCGACGAUGAGGCAGAAUACAUAUUCAGAGCUUACAACGAGCAGUUGGUGCGCCAGUCAAUGUACAUCGAAGCUGCCGAGCUUCGACUUUUAUGUGUCCCGUCUUACCCAGCAGUCUACGAAUACGCCCAGGGGGACACAUUCAUGAACGUGUUUUGUUUCACAUGCAAACGUCCUUACGAAAACCCAAAGACCGAUAAUACGCGUUGUCAUCGCUGUAACACUCCCCAGGAGCCAUGCGCCAUAUGCAUGAGCCUUGACCCGCCACCUGAGUGGGUUGCAGAGCUCUCCAAUGCAUCCGCCCAUUCAACUCCAGAGCUGACCUCCGAGGCCGCAUCACACGCACUCUCAUCAUCACAUUCUUCACUGAGAACCGAACCCAUUCCCCAGAGUGAAUUACAGCGUCUCGACACUCUUCUCUCCGAUCCAUCGCAGCACCCUCGACCCAAAGGAUCCACUCUCUGGACCUGGUGCCAAGGCUGCGGCCACGGGGGUCACUUGGCUUGCAUAAGCACAUGGUUAAACGAUAUCUCCAUCAGCGAAGGUGGUUGCGCUACUCCAGGAUGUAUGCAUGAUUGCGGCCCUGGCCCACGUCGCGAACAUAACCGCUCCAUCCUGCUAGAGGAAUCGAAGAGACGUGACACUGCCGGCCGAAAAGCCGGUGUAGGCUUCAUCAAAAGAGACACAUGGACGAAAGGAGAAAGCAGAGCCGUCGAGAAAGUUCGCGGCAUGCUAGGCGUCGGUGCAUCAGCCGGGAGCGCUUCCACAACAGCUACCACCGCAACAAGUGGUGGGCCUAGCGGGGCUUCCACUAGCACAAUGUCACCCAAGAAGGUGCGAUUGAUAACGCCCAGUGAACAGGGUCAACCGCGUCGAAGUGGUCCGCGAACUAGUCUUGGAGGCAUAAGUGGGCUUAGCGGCUAA
Messenger RNA from Aspergillus tubingensis, 4062 nucleotides. RefSeq names its product WD repeat protein. The coding region runs from base 1 to 4062 and encodes 1353 amino acids. Gene Ontology annotation, molecular function: protein binding. The record is from RefSeq and is a predicted model, not a curated record. Gene Ontology annotation, biological process: positive regulation of TOR signaling. NCBI's taxonomy places the organism in Eukaryota, Fungi, Ascomycota, Eurotiomycetes, Eurotiales, Aspergillaceae. The transcript is spliced from 2 exons.